AUGUUGUACAACCCAACAAAGUGGAACUUCUCUAGAUUCGAAAGUUGUAGUUCUGGAACAAGCACAGCCGAAAAUUGGCCAAAAACCUUCCUUCUAAUCAUUCUCACAAAUAAUUUGAAGAUAUCUUCUCAUUUUCUCUCAUCGAUUCAAUCGAGCAUUGCAGUUGAAGGAACAAUGUCUGUGAAUCCUAAGAUAGAGUCACAAGAUACUUUAAAGCACAAAAUAUCCAUCUCUAAAGAUGCCCCAAAACACCAUGUUGCAUCAAUCAGCACAAAAGAAGACAACCCCUUCAAUUUUGUUCGAGUUUUAUUAGAGGGUGCUGUUGCUGGAGCUGCUGCAGGAGUUGUAGUUGAAUCUGCUUUAUAUCCACUUGACACCAUUAAAACUCGCCUUCAAGCAGUUCGUGGUGGAGGCCAAAUUAUCUUGAAGGGUUUGUACUCUGGUUUGGCUGGAAAUCUUGCAGGCGUUUUACCUGCAUCAGCAAUAUUUAUUGGUGUAUAUGAACCUACAAAGCAGAAAUUACUGAAAAUCUGCCCUGAAAAUCUUAGUGCCUUGGCCCACCUAACUGCAGGUGCUGUUGGUGGAGCUGCUUCUUCUAUUAUACGUGUGCCAACAGAGGUUGUUAAGCAAAGAAUGCAGACUGGCCAUUUUGCUUCAGCACCUGAUGCUGUUCGUCUUAUUGUUGCUAAAGAGGGGUUUAAAGGUCUUUUUGCGGGGUAUAGUUCGUUUCUUUUGCGAGACUUACCUUUUGAUGCGAUCCAAUUUUGCAUAUAUGAGCAGCUUCGAAUUGGUUAUAAAUUAGCAGCAAAAAGAAAUCUUAGCGAUCCUGAGAACGCUGUAAUUGGUGCUUUUGCAGGUGCAAUCACAGGAGCUGUAACAACACCUCUCGAUGUAAUAAAGACUAGGUUGAUGGUUCAGGGAUCAGGUAACCAAUACAAAAGUAUCUCCCACUGUGUGAGCACUAUUUUAAAGGAAGAAGGACCAUCUGCAUUUCUAAAGGGGAUGGGGCCAAGGGUGUUGUGGAUAGGUAUUGGAGGCUCCAUUUUCUUUGGUGUUCUUGAAAAAAACAAAGCAGCUACUUGCAGAAAGGCGCCCCACAGACUCUAACAAGUUGGAUUAAUUCAACCCAAGUGUAUCACUAGACAUUUAUUCAUAAAUUCAUAACUCAUUACUCAAAAUGCAAAAUCCUAGAUGUUUGCACAAUUGGUUAAAUCAGAGCUAAUUUAAAUAAAAGAUAUAUAUAUCGUUGG
Molecule: messenger RNA, 1250 nt
Organism: Lactuca virosa
Lineage: Eukaryota; Viridiplantae; Streptophyta; Magnoliopsida; Asterales; Asteraceae
Source: the annotation of a GenBank genome assembly